UCAGCAGGAUUAGUAGUCAGGGCAACGCGGAAUGGCGUUGAGACGUGUGGAACAGCUGGGUAGGAGCGUUGUUUGUACUAGAUCCCAGAAUGGUAGAAAUGUCGGGGGUCAGCUGAGUAAAGAUAUAAAACGGAUCUUCGGACGUGCGUGGAUUGUUAAUGCUCGUGAAUGUAGUUCAAGCCCACCUCAAGGCGAUGUAACAGUGGCAUACCAAAAAGGUCUUCCGACUGUGACCCUUCCCCUCCCAUCUCGUCAGGAGCGAUGCCGUUUUACACUGCGCCCUUUUACCAGUACAGUAGGAGAAUUUAUAGAAAACAUCAAACAGGAAGACAAAGGUAUUGACAGGGUUAGCUUCUACACUACAGAUAGGGUUAGAAUAGCAGCUUCAACGAAGAUACAAUCUUUACUCCAGGAAGAUUUUCAUCUCGUUGUCAAUGACGUUAUUUAUCAUGUCCUGGCUGCUCCGACAGAAAGUUCACCGUCAGUAGACGCGUCUGGCCUGUCUGAGGUGAAGACACAAGUAGCUCGGUUAUACGAAUCUUUACAGAUUGAUAUCCAUCAACUGGAGCAGGAAAGAAAAAUUUUGUGUCAGUUGGAAGAACUAAAGCAAAAACUAGAACCGUUGGAAAGGAAAAAAGAAGAGCUGGCAGUGGCUUCUCACAAAAGAACCGUGAUGCUGUCGUGGUUAGGGUUGGGAUGGAUGGGAGUACAGUUUGGUAUCUUAGCUCGGCUUACUUGGUGGGAGUAUUCUUGGGACAUUAUGGAACCUGUUACCUUCUUCAUUACCUACGGCACAACCAUUGUAAUGUAUGCUUACUUCGUACUCACUAGACAGGAAUACUAUUUAUCUGAUGUGCACGACAGACAGUAUUUAAUUACCUUUUACAAGAAGGCCAGGAAGGAAGGCUUAGACGUGGAAACUUACAAUUCCCUGAGAAAAGCGGUAGCAGAGACGGAGGAGAACUUAAGAAGAUUGAGAGACCCUCUUCAACUUCAUCUCCCAUUUAAAGAACUGAAGCAGGAAAUAAAAAGUCCAGAGACGAAUUUCUCUGGGGAAAAUGUCGCUAGAUAACUACAAGUUUAAGCCUAAAAGCAAGUGAUAGGCUAAUAUAAGUAGAAAGCUGAAGUAAUGACGUGUAGUUAUAUUGUACAAAAAAGGUUUGCGUUAUCCCCGUCAAAAAUGUUUUUUAUGAUUGUUAAAGAAUUUAAGCGUUCUUUCGAUUUUGAAACAUAAGCUAUUGCUAUUAUAAUCAGGAAUUUUAAUAGCUUUUUUCAAAUUUAACUUAUUAAACUUGAAUAGAAAAAUGUUGUUGCAUUUUAACUUUAGGGGUAAGUAUCACUUAAAUUAACAUUUUCAGAAAAUUUAUAUAAUAUAGUUUUUUUUAAUCAUUGUUUUCUCUAAUAUAAAGUAUUUGGCUAAGCAUAGACAUAGCAAACAUAUUUGAAAGUGUUGAUAGAGUAGGAGGGUGGAAAGUGUAAAUUUAACAUUCAAAUAAACAUACUUUAAGAUAUCGAACAGAAGA
Molecule: messenger RNA, 1523 nt
Organism: Limulus polyphemus (Atlantic horseshoe crab)
Lineage: Eukaryota; Metazoa; Arthropoda; Merostomata; Xiphosura; Limulidae
Product: calcium uniporter protein, mitochondrial-like
Exons: 7
Coding region: 32-1072 (346 amino acids)
Biological process (GO): calcium import into the mitochondrion; mitochondrial calcium ion homeostasis
Cellular component (GO): uniplex complex; mitochondrial inner membrane
Molecular function (GO): uniporter activity; calcium channel activity
Source: RefSeq, a predicted model, not a curated record